Molecule: messenger RNA, 1077 nt
Organism: Fonsecaea nubica
Lineage: Eukaryota; Fungi; Ascomycota; Eurotiomycetes; Chaetothyriales; Herpotrichiellaceae
Exons: 4
Coding region: 1-1077 (358 amino acids)
Source: RefSeq, a predicted model, not a curated record
AUGACACUUGGACAAACGUCUGCCACUGGCACCUGUGAGGGCAGGGAUCUGUUCGUCGACACGUUGUGGGUCACCAACAUGAAGACCAGCGGACACAAGAUCAAGAUGGUGGGCGUCGACGUGGACAAGUUCUGGUUCAGGAACAAUUACCUGCAUACGUACGAGAAGCGCAAGAACAAGCCGAUCGUGGUCAUGAUGGCCGUGUUCGGCGCGUACAGCAUGACCGACGGCGAGAGGGUAGUCUGCAAGAACCAGUUCAGAAACAGCAUCAGGGCCGCGCACAGGUUGCUCGUGAUUGACGGGGACGAGAUCAUGCUCAUGGACGACGGCAGGAUCAUGAUCUACUCGAUAAACCCGAAGAUGUUCAUGUUCGUACUGAUGAUAGCGGACACGAGGAUGAGCCUGGUCAGGAGCAUAAUCGGUUGCAGCGACGUGGUGUUGUACAAUAUGGCGCUGCGCAAGGUGCACCAGAAGCCGGUUAGGUCGCUGAAUAUGAUUGAGUACAUGAUCAAUUCCGACCUCAUGAGCGAGUACAACUGCGGGAGCACGGACCCCAUCACGCUCAUGUGCCCGAACACCAUGGUAAGUAGGCACACCCACGUCAUGGACAUGAUGUACAUCACCGCGUUCAUAUGCAAAGGCAGCCUCAAGCUCAUGACCAGUAACAUGCUGAUGCGCACGAACGACAACACGUACUGCACCGGCUACAUAAACCUGACCAAGGACCUGUUCGACAACGUGGUCAUCAAGGACAUCAAGCUCGGAGAGGCCCGCACGACGAACAUCGAGUUCAUGCACAUGCACACGAUCACUGCCGAGAGUCUCUCCAGGCGCGGGCGCCCGGGCUUGUCCGACAGCACCGUCACCUUCUCGCUUCCCCCGUUGGUCACCCGCGUGUAUACGGACAAAACCACCAUCAUGGGCUGCACCAAGUACAUGAUCACGAACGGCUGCGGGCACAUCCGCACCGACCUGAUCGAGUUCGUGCCCGUCGAGCACAUCCGCGACGCCCAUCAGGGUAAAGGUCUUGGAAAACGGCAUGAACAUCCAUGUCAUCAUGGCCUGGGAUCAGGGUAG